CUGACAGCGCGCAUGGAAGGACCCUGAGACGGGCGACGGCACCACCAUCUUUCUCGGGUACACGUCGAAUCUGAUUUCAUCUGGCCUGCGCGAAACACUGCGCUACCUGGUCCAGCACCGCCAUGUCUCGGCCAUUGUCACGACGGCCGGCGGUGUCGAGGAGGACUUGAUCAAGUGCCUGGCGCCCACGUACCUGGGCUCCUUCUCGACGCCCGGCGCCGGCCUGCGCAAGAAGGGCAUGAACCGCAUCGGCAACCUCGUCGUGCCCAACAGCAACUACUGCGCCUUUGAGGACUGGGUCGUGCCGCUGCUCGACCAGAUGCUCGCCGAGCAGGAGGCCAGCAAGAAGACGGACGAGCCGCUGCACUGGACGCCGAGCAAGGUCAUCCACCGCCUGGGCAAGGAGAUCAACGACGAGCGGUCCGUCUACUACUGGGCGUGGAAGAACGACAUCCCCGUCUUCUGCCCCGCACUCACCGACGGCAGCCUGGGCGACAUGCUCUACUUCCACACAUUCAAGUCGUCGCCCGAGCAGCUGCGCAUCGACAUUGUCGAGGACAUUCGCAAGAUCAACACCAUUGCCGUGCGGGCCAAGCGGACGGGCAUGAUUGUCCUGGGCGGCGGGCUGGUCAAGCACCACAUUGCCAACGCCAACCUGAUGCGCAACGGGGCCGAGAGCGCCGUCUACAUCAACACGGCGCAGGAGUUUGACGGGAGCGACGCGGGCGCGCGGCCAGACGAGGCUGUCAGCUGGGGCAAGAUCAAGCUGGACGGGGACAGCGUCAAGGUAUACGCAGAGGCAACCGUCGUGUUCCCGCUCAUUGUGGCGGCGACGUUUGCGCGCACGGCGGCGCAGGCAGCCAGGCCGUAGUGGUAGAGGGCGCCAGAGGCAGAGAAGGCAGCAAAUCAGAAAAGUG
Molecule: messenger RNA, 917 nt
Organism: Exserohilum turcica Et28A
Lineage: Eukaryota; Fungi; Ascomycota; Dothideomycetes; Pleosporales; Pleosporaceae
Exons: 1
Biological process (GO): peptidyl-hypusine biosynthetic process
Cellular component (GO): cytoplasm
Molecular function (GO): deoxyhypusine synthase activity
Source: RefSeq, a predicted model, not a curated record